This is a messenger RNA of Dichomitus squalens LYAD-421 SS1, 201 nucleotides long. RefSeq lists its product as uncharacterized. The annotation marks the transcript as partial. The transcript has a single exon. The record is from RefSeq and is a predicted model, not a curated record. NCBI's taxonomy places the organism in Eukaryota, Fungi, Basidiomycota, Agaricomycetes, Polyporales, Polyporaceae.
GGCUGUUUACACCCAAUAUCGUGUAUGACAAGGGCGGCAACAGUGCUAGACGCGCUGCCAGCUCGGUGGGACCCGAGAGGGACCCUGCCGGAAGACUACGAAAACAACGUCCCGGACGAUGAAUCUGAGGACGAAAACGUAAUUGAAAUAGACAGGAAGAUCACAACAUACGGUUCCCUCGGAGACGUCCUUCGCGUCUUC